This is a messenger RNA of Phialemonium atrogriseum, 771 nucleotides long. RefSeq lists its product as uncharacterized. The transcript is spliced from 2 exons. Lineage: Eukaryota; Fungi; Ascomycota; Sordariomycetes; Cephalothecales; Cephalothecaceae. The record is from RefSeq and is a predicted model, not a curated record. Bases 1 to 771 code for a protein of 256 amino acids.
AUGCCUAACCAGGGCAAACCAACCUUCUGCCCUGCCUGCUGGGGCUGCUUUACCGACGGCGGUAUACGGCGGCACAUCCUCUCGGCGCACCUCUGGUGCCAGCGCUGCAACAUCGUGGGGCCGCACCGCAAGAUCAAGGGCCACAUCCCGGAGUGCCUAGCCGCAUGCGCAUGCGUCGCCUGCGGUGCCGCCUGGGACGCGACGGCGGGCACGCGGCACAAUUUCUGGGGCGAGGGGAUGGCGCACCCGGCGACGGAGAUGGGGCGGUUCUGCGCGGACGGCUGCGGGGCUUGGUUGGGGGAUCGAGAGGCUGCGAGGAGGCACCAUGCGGGGUGCGGGGGCAUCGCGGAGGAGCUGCGCACGCAGAUACCGGGCCUGGCUACGGAGUUUGUGAUGGUGCCCCGGAGGGCCAGGGCCGGCGCAGCCAGGACUGCGGCAAGCAGCUUCAUGCAGAAGGGAUCCCAGAUGUGGCAUGACCUCGACCGGUUCCGCAACUUCCUCGAGGUGUGUGUGGUCGGCCAGCCGCUCUCUGCCGACGAGUACCUCGCCAAGGUCAGGGCCGGGACCCCGCUCAACCCAGGCGAAUGGAUCCUCUGCCGCGCAGAGCAGGCGCGAGCCGUUCUCUCCGCCGGCCCCCUGCAGCGGGCGAUGCUGGUCCCCCAGGGGGCCAGGCAGACAAGCACCAAGGACGACGUCAUGGCGUGUGACGAGCAGCGCCAGCAGAUCGACUUGCACGACCAGGCGGCCAAGAACCCCAACCGCGAGGUGUAG